GAUGUGCAGGAGGUUGCACGGCUGCUGGGCUCCAAGGACGUCAGAGUCAACUGUCUGGAUGAGGUACUGUAUGGAUGGGGGCUAGGGAGUCUUGUUGAAAACUCUGACAAAGUUACCUGUGUUGUUUGUGUAAUUUGCCAAUACUAAGAUGAUAUUUGGCAUUCUCUUUCACAAUAUAUCCUUGACCAAGAUAGCUUAAAGCAAUCCAUACACUAGCCACAAUAUCCCUGAGAUGUUUAGAAUAGUAUAAACCAUACAUUUAAUGUCUCUUAAAAGUGCAUUUCACUAAAAUCCUCUACGCAUGACCACUAAUAGUUUUGUCAUGGUCUGACAAACCUGUAGGGCAUUAGUGACACAAAGUAAAUGGUGAUGUAAUUAGGAUGGUGUAGCCAUAGAGACAUGUAUAACAUUCUGUGGGUGGAGGCCUGCAGCAUAUGUUUUCCAUUGUUAUCUAGACAUAUGGCUGAGACUCUUGAGUGCAGGAUGUAGUACUCCAGCCACUAGAUGUAACCCACAGACUACUUCAGACCAUGUCUGUGUGUGUAUGUGUGAAUGUGUGUGUAUGUGUGAAUGUGUGUGUGUGUGUGUGUGUGUGUGUGUGUGUGUGUGUGUGUGUGUGUGUGUGUGUGUGUGUGUGUGUGUGUGUGUGUGUGGGAGCAGGAUGUAAAAAAAAAUGUUUUUUGGUCACAAGUGUGUCCAGUCUGUCAGAAUCAGACGGAGCAGCAGAGCUUGACAGUAUAUACCCACACGGUCUCAGCCUGGCCUUAUAAUGCCAUACAGUAUAGUUCUGACAUAACUGUCACAUGUUUGAGUAUUGUGUGGAGAAACAUGUAACAAUGACAGUCUCUUCCUGCCUUACUUCCAUAGUACUUUACUUUACAGCGCAGAAAGUACCAUGUAUUUACUAUGGUAAUUACACAGUCCAAUGAUUUACUAGUUUGUUUCUUUAGUAUUCAUUAAAAUAAGCUGUUAUCAGUAGGCUACCAGGUGAAUACCAGUAGAAUCAGUACCCAAAAUGAUAGUAUGAUCCUUUCCGUCUCCUCAGUAUGGCAUGACCCCCCUAAUGCAUGCAGCAUACAAGGGUCAAGCAGACAUGUGCAGUCUGCUGCUACAGCACGGGGCAGACGUCAACUGUAAUGAACAUGAUUAUGGAUACACAGCACUCAUGUUUGCUGGACUCUCAGGUUAGUCCAGGGCAGGCAUCCUUUUUCAUACAGCAUAUACUGUAAUUUAGCCAAUAUUAUGAUAUUGGUCAUAUUUUAUUUGAAAGGUACCUACAUAAGGACUUCAUAACACAUUCAUAAUCCAUACAUAACUCAUUCAUAAGCACUACAUAAGAAUUUAAUAAACAAUUACACUUUGCCAUAACUUGCCCUAUCCCAGGAAAGACGGACAUAACGUCCAUGAUGCUGGAUGCCGGUGCAGAGACAGACCUGGUCAACUCAGUAGGUCGCACGGCUGCUCAGAUGGCUGCAUUCGUGGGUAAGGAAGUGAUCACUUUAAACUUCUUUCACACAGGUCUUUUCCUGCAAAUACCCAACUUUUUUGUGACUUUUUCUGAAUUUGCUAAAUUGAAAACCAAAUUAACCACAGCCCUUAUAUCAGUCCCCUUGUCCCAAACUUUUGGGUUUAUUAUGAUGAUUAUGAAAAUGAAGGUGAUGAUGAUGCUGAUGAUGAUUUUGAUGAUGAUGUUUGUCCCACCUCUCAGGCCAGCAUGACUGUGUGACAGUGAUCAACAACUUCUUCUCACGAGCACGGCUGGAGUACUACACUAGACCUCAGGGGCUGGAGCGAGAAGCCAAACUGCCCCCCAAACUGGCCGGACCUCUUCACAAGAUUAUCAUGACCUCCAACCUCAACCCUGUCAAGGUGGAGAUAUUUAUUCUACAUUAAAUUCUAAAUGGUUCCUUUCUAACUUUUUAAAAAAACUUUUAGUGCGAGUGUUUAUGUAAAAUAGAGAAUACAAUUCAUUAAAGGGAUAGUUCGAAAUUGUUCUACUUACCCAGAGUCAGAUGAACUAAUGGAUACCAUUUGUAUGUCUUUGCGUGCAGUUGGAAGGAAGUUGAAUAUAGUUUCUGAAGCCAUUGCUAACUAGCGUUAGCGCAAUGACUCGAAGUCUACAGGAGCAGCUAGCAGAAACUACCUUCAACUUCAUUCUAUUCGAUUAUCUGACUCUGGGUAAGUGGAGUGGCUUGAUCGCGUUGUUAAGACACUUUAGAUGGCCAGUAUAGUUUCCUGGAACCCAAUGAGCUUUGGUUUACUCAAUUUCUCCAGUAGUUUAAGGCUGCUUCCCAAAUGACACCCUAUUCCCUAUUUAGUGCACGUUGAUAUCUUUGACAAUUAUGAAAGUGGGGGGGGGGGGGCACACUUGAUAUUAGCAUUUAUAUGGGGGGUAGGAUGGAAGGCUGAUUUGUUAUGGGCUGCCUAGCUCCCAUCCCCUUCCCCACAAGUCCCCUUGUUAUUCUGUAAUUCAACUCUGGCUUGGAUAGCCUAGUGCCCUUUUGAAUUCCAUACCCUGCAUGAUCAACUCUCACCUGCUGCAGCUUGCAGUCACACGCCCGUGGUGCCGCUGCCUGCUUUAGAUCUGUCUAAAUAUAUCUAUCUGUUUGGACGUGAAUGCAGGACACAGAGAGAGGUGCCACUAUAACACUCUCAGACCUCUGCUACUGUAUAUUAGCCUGCUGGCUAAAGUCAUGGUUCAAGUUUAAAAUGUUAUUAGUCGUAUGUACAGGAUAUACAUGGGAUACACCGUCCAACGAAAUGCUUACUUAAAGUAAUAUUACGGUCGGGACAGCGCACCAAUGUACAAGAAAAGUCAGUUCUGUUUUCGCUGUCUAACCAACUGCACAUGCCUUGUGACUGUCAUACGUCGGUUAGAUGAGAUUGCAACCUAGUUAUUUCCAAGUGUUUUUCCAAGACAGUUAUGAAGUCAUAGGAGCGUGUGUAUACAGUAGCAUAGCAAAGUGACCAGUCAGUACUUAAUCUAUGGUUUCUGCCACUGUGUCUCUGUGAUGGAUAGUGAUUCUUUACAUCAUAAGACUUCAAAUUGUUCAAACAUGGCAUUGGAAAGUGUCUUUUUUUUCUCUUAAACAGCUUUGUUUGAUGUGUGGAAUUUCUUUUUUUUCUUUUUUCUUUAUUUUUAUUUCACCUUUAUUUAACCAGGUAAGCCAGUUGAGAACAAGUUGAGCUGUGAUAUUCAUAUCCUCUAUCCCUCAUGGCCUCGGUCUCACAGAGUAGCCUUCGCUAUGGGAGUUCAGCAGGAUAUAUAGUUUAUAGAGUGUUAUAUAAUAAACAGCAUACUAGGAAUACUGGGAUAUGAUGGAUGGUUACGUGCUGAAUGGAAUGGCGCGUGUGGUGAGGAGCAACCAGGACCCUCUCUUUAUUUAUUUAUUUAUCAUUUAAAAAGAAAUUUGGGGGGUAGAUCAGCUGUAAUAUUGCAGAUAGAUUGUAGCUUCCAUCAAUGUAAUUGUCUGCAUAAUUUCCAAUCCCCCAUAUAUAUUUAUUUGUAAAUAUACAGUACCAGUCAAAAGCGUGGACACACCUACUCAUUCCAUGGUUUUUCUUUAUUUUUACUAUUUUCUACAUUGUAGAAUAAUAGUGAAGACAUCAAAACUAUGAAAUAACACGUGGAAUCAUGUAGUAACCAAAAAAGUGUUAAACAAAUCAAAAUAUAUUUUAUAUUUGAGAUUCUUCUCAAAAGAACAGUUUAGCAUGUUCUUGGCAUUCUCUCAACCAGCUUCAUGAGGUAGUCACCUGGAAUGCAUUUCAAUUAACAGGUGUGCCUUGUUAAAAGUUAAUUUGUGGAAUUUAUUUCCUUCUUAAUGCGUUUGAGCCAAUCAGUUGUGUUGUUACAAGGUAGGGGUGGUAUACAAAAGAUAGCUCUAUUUGGUAAAAGACCAAGUCCAUAUUAUGGCAAGAACAGAGAAAUGACAGUCCAUCAUUACUUUAAGACAUGAAGGUCAGUCAAUCUGGAAAAUGUCAAGAACUUUGAAAGUUUCUUCAAGUGCAGUCGCAAAAACCAUCAAGCGCUAUGAUGAAACUGGCUCUCAUGAGGACCGCCACAGGAAAGGAAGACCCAGAGUUACCUCUGCUGCAGAGGAUAAGUUCAUUAGAGUUUACCAGCCUCAGAAAUUGCAGCCCAAAUAAAUGCUUCACAGAGUUCAAAUAACAGACACAUCUCAACAUCAACUGUUCAGAGGAGACUGCGUGAAUCAGGCCUUCAUGGUCAAAUUGCUGCAAAGAAACCACUACUAAAGGACACCAAUAAUAAGAAGAGACUUGCUUGGGCCAAGAAACACGAGCAAUGGACAUUAGACCGGUGGAAAUCUGUCCUUUAGUCUGAUGUUUCCAAAUUGGUUCCAACCACCGUGUCUUUGUGAGACGCGGUAUGGGUGAACAGAUGAUCUCUGCAUGUGUAUUUCUCACCGUAAAGCAUGGAGGUGGAGGUGUUAUGGUGUGGGGGUGCUUUGCUGGUGACACAGUAUGUGAUAUAUUUAAAAUUCAAGGCACACUUAACCAGCAUGGCUACCACAGCAUUCUACAGAGAUACGCCAUCAGAUCUGGUUUGGGCUUAGUGGGGCUAUCAUUUGUUUUUCAACAGGACAAUGACCAAACACACCUCCAGGCUGUGUAAGGGCAAUUUGACCAAGAAGGAGAGUGAUGGAGUGCUGCAUCAGAUGACCUGGCCUCCACAAUCCCCAGACCUCAACCCAAUUGAGAUGGUUUGGGAUGAGUCGGACCGCAGAGUGAAGGAAAAGCAGCCAACAAGUGCUCAGCAUAUGUCGGAAAUCCUUCAAGACUGUUGGAAAAUAAUUCCAGGUGAAGCUGGUUGAGAGAAUGCCAAGUGUGCAAAGCUGUCAUCAAGGCAAAGGGUGGCUAUUUGAAGAAUCUCAAAUAUAAAAUAUAUUUUGAUUUGUUUAACACUUUUUUGGUUACUACAUGAUUCCAUAUGUGUUAUUUUAUAGCAUUGAUGUCUUCACUAUUAUUCUACAAUGUCAAAAAUAGUAAAAAUAAAGAAAAACCCUUGUAUGAGUAGGUGUGUCCAAACUUUUGACUGGUAGUGUAUAUAUACAUAUCUUUUUAAAAUAUAUUUUACUUUAUUAUUUUCCACUAACCCUACCACCCCUCCCCUAAUUGGAGUAAACUAAUGAACUACAACAAUUAGGCUUCUACUUCCAGCUUAUACAUACUAUAUACAUUUUACAGACACAAUCUAUACAAUAGUUAUAUUUUGUUUGUUUUUAGUCCUUCCUUCUUCUACCCUCAACCUCUCCCAUCUAUUUCUGAUGUACAUCCAGUUUGAUUUCUAUUUGCCAUAUUUUUUAACUGUGCUGUUUCACAAAAGUUCUGAACCUAUAUACAUUUUACAGACACAGUAUAUUUUACAUUUGUUAUCUUGUUGUUAUUAGUCCCACCCUUCAGCUCCAUUCAACUCCUCCCAUCUAUCUCUUAACACCUUCCAUAUUGGAUUUCUAUUUGCCAUAUAUUUUUCAACUGUGCUGUGAUGCUUCACAAAAGUUCUGAAACGUUCUAUUCUCAUAGUUUCUACAGAUUGUAAAUGAAAGAUAAACAUUUUUGCUAAAAGUAUUAUUAUAUUAUUGAUCGAUUGACUAUGACUUUUCAAAUCACCCAGUAUUGCUAUCUGCAGCGUUAGCUCCAGGUAAAUGUUGCAAUUCUUCAGCCAUUCCUGGACAUGUGACCAAAAACAAGCUACAAAUGGAUAGUACCAAAAUAAAUGAUCUAAUGACGCUGUCUCUUCGCAGCAAAAUCUGCAAAGCUGGGAAGGUUGUAUCCCCCAUAUAUAUAACAUUAUAUUGGUUGCAAGAAUUUUGUAUAAUAAUAUAAAUAGAAAAAUUCAAUGUUUUGAAUCUGGCGUCAUUUUGCGUAUCAGUUCUUAAACCAUGUGCCAUGGAAUCGGUACAUCGAAAAUCUCUUCCCAAUUAUUUUGCAAUCUAUAUGGCACAGCUGUCAAUUAUAUGGCACAGCUGUCAAUUAUUUAUUUAUCACAAUGUUCUUUAACCAAUUUUGGUCUUUAAUGCAGGGCCGACAGACAAGUUCCUUACUUUUUCCCCCUUCCACUUGCCUCUUCCAUUUUUGCAGUAAUGCUGCAAUUAGUUGGUUGUAAUUUUGGGUAGAGCAGACAUUUCCAUAUAUUUUUGUUAGCUGCAUGUGUGACAUAACUCCACCAGUCCUAUUUAUAGAUUAUACCUUUCUUAAACAUGUUAUCAAAUUUAUCAAUUAGUACAUUUGAGUUUAACCACAAUAUUUUUGUAUUAUUUGUUCUGUCUUUUCUGGAGGAUUAAACUGAAAUAGCAACCAACUUUCUAUGGCUUGUUUAAAAAUAUACACUACCGUUCAAAAGUUUGGGGUCACUUAGACAUUUCCUUGUUUUCCAUGAAAACAUACAUGAAAUGAGUUUGAAUAUGAAAUAUAGUAAAAUGAAUAGGAAAUGUAGUCAUUGACAAGGUUAGAAGUAAUGAUUUUUAAUUGAAAUAAGAAUUGUGUCAUUCAAACUUUGCUUUCGUCAUAGAAUCCUCCAUUUGCAACAAUUACAGCCUUCCAGACCUUUGGCAUUCUAGUUGUCAAUUUGAGGUAAUCUGAAGAGAUUUCACCCCAUGCUUCCUGAAGCACCUCCCACAAGUUGGAUUGGCUUGAUGGGCACUUCUUACGUACCAUACGGUCAAGCUGUUCCCACAACAGCUCAAUAGGGUUGAGAUCCGGUGACUGUGCUGGCCACUCCAUUAUAGACAGAAUACCAGCUGACUGCUUCUUCCCUAAAUAGUUCUUGCAUAGUUUGGAGCUGUGCUUUGGGUCAUUGUCCUGUUAUAGGAGGAAAUUGGCGCCAAUCAAGCGCCGUCCACAGGGUAUGGCAUGGCGUUGCAAAAUGGAGUGAUAGCCUUCCUUCUUCAAGAUCCCUUUCACCCUGUACAAAUCUCCCACUUUACCACCACCAAAGCACCCCAGACCAUCACAUUGCCUCCACCAUGCUUGACAGAUGGCAUCAAGCACUCCUCCAGCGCAUCUUUUCAUUUGGUCUGCGUCUCACAAAUGUUCUUCUUUGUGAUCCGAACACUACAAACUUCGAUUUGUCUGUCCAUAACACUUUUUUUUCCAAUCUUCCUCUGUCCAGUGACUGUGUUCUUUUGCCCAUCUUAAUCUUUUCUUUUUAUUGCCCAGUCUGAUAUGGCUUUUUCUUUGCAACUCUGCCUAGAAGGUCAGCAUCCCGGAGCCUCUUCACUGUUGACGUAGAGACUGGUGUUUUGCGGGUACUAUUUAAUGAAGCUGCCAGUUGAGGACCUGUGAGGAAUCUGUUUCUCACUAGACACUCUAAUGAAUUUGUCCUCUUGCUCAGUUGUGCACCGGGGCCUCCCACUCCUCUUUCUAUUCUGGUUAGAGCCAGUUUGCGCUGUUCUGUGAAGGGAGUAGUACACAGCGUUGUAUGAGAUCUUCAGUUUCUUGGCAAUUUCUCGCAUGGAAUAGCCUUCAUUCAUCAGAACAAGAAUAGACUGACGAGUUUCAGAAGAAAGUUCUUUGUUUCUGGCCAUUUUGAGCCUGUAAUCGAACCCACAAUUGCUGAUGCUCCAGAUACUAAACUAGUCUCAAGAAGGCCAGUUUUAUUGCUUCUUUAAUCACCACAACAGUUUUCAGCUGUGCUAACAUAAUUGCAAAAGGGUUUUCUAAUGAUCAAUUAGCCUUUUAAAAUGAUAAACUUGGAUUAGCAAACACAACGUGCCAUUGGAACAAAGGAUUGAUGGUGGCUGAUAACGGGCCUCUGUAUGCCUAUGUAGAUAUUAAUUAAAAAUCAGCCGUUUCCAGCUACAAUAGCCAUUUACAACAUUAACAAUGUCUACACUGUAUUUCUGAUCAAUUCGAUGUUAUUUGAAUGGACCAAAAAAUUGCUUUUCUUUCGAAAACAAGGACAUUUCUAAGUGACCCCAAAUUUUUGAACGGUAGUGUAUAUAUUUUGGAGAUUAUUUAAUUUUCAAAUAACCGAAAGUGAGAGAUUGUAAUCUGAAUAAAGGGAAAAAGGCCAUUAUUGAACAUGGGGUGAGACAUUCUUACUAAUUUGCUAGAGAACCAGUUCGGAUUUAAGUAUAGCUUUUGUAUGACUGACACCUUUAGUGAGAGGUCUAAUGCUUUAAUAUUUAAUCAUUUCUGCCCUCCGAAUUCAUAUUAAUUAUAUAAAUAGGCCCUUUUAAUUUUGUCUGGCUUGCCAUUCCAAAUAAAAUGGAAUAUUUUUUGCUCAUAUAAUUUUAAAAACAUGUCGCUAGGUCUAGGCAAGACCAUAAGCAAGUAGGUAAACUGGGAUAUGACUAAAGAGUUAAUCAGGGUGAUUUUUCCACAAAUAGACAGGUAUUUUCCUUUCCAUGGUAGCAAGAUCUUAUCUAUUUUUGCUAACUUUCUAUAAAACUGUAUUGGAGUGAGAUCAUUUCUUUCUUUCGGGAUAUGUAUACCGAGUAUGUCCACAUCCCCGUAAGACCAUUUAAAUGGUAAACUACACGUAAUGUAAAAGUUAUAAUAUAGUACACUUAUCAUAAUUUGGUUUUAAUCUCUCUCUCUCUCUCUCUCUCUCUCUCUCUCUCUCUCUCUCUCUGUCUCUCUCUCUCUCUCGCUUCCUCUCUCUCUCAAUCUCUCUCUCUCUCUCUCUCUCUCUCUUUCGCUUUCUAAAUCUCUCUCUCUCUUUCUAACUCUUUCUCCGUCUCUCUCUUUCUAAAUCUCUCUCUCUCUCUUUCUAACUCUUUCUCCAUAUCUCUCUUUCUAAUAUUAUCUCUAACACUUUCUACCCCCCCCCCCCCCCCCCCCCCCUCUUCUUAGCUGGUGAUGCUGGUCAGGGAGAACCCUCUGCUAGUGGACGUGGGAGCAUUAGAGAAGUGUUACCAUGUCAUGGACCUGCUGUGUGAGCAGUGUGUGAAGCAGCAGGAUAUGAAUGAGGUCCUGGCCAUGAAGAUGCACUACAUUAGCUAUGUGCUGCAGAAAUGCAUGGCCUUCCUUCUGGACCGUGAUGACAAGCUAGAUGUGCUCAUCAAGAGGUGUGUGUUGUGUAUGUGUGUGUGUCACUCUCAGUGCAUCAUCUUGUUUCUCUUGACAGUGGUUGAUGUGAUUGAUUGCAUUGCUGGCAUUCUAAUCAAAUGUAACUAUCCAAUUUAUUUUUCUGUUAUUGUACAAAAUUCCCAGACUAACCAUUGGGUACUAAUUGUUAUGUGUUUCAUAGUUUAUUUUUAGUGCUGUAUAUUGGAUGAAUAUUGUAUGUAAACUGUAUAGACAGUUCCCUAGACAAUGUCAAUUUUUCAUUGUCUUUACAUUGUUAUAAUUUGUAUGUCUCUUCUCUCAGCCUGUUGAAGGGGAGGGAUGGAGAUGGUUUUCCUCAGUACCAGGAGAAGUUCAUUAGAGACUGCAUCAGGAAGUUUCCCUACUGUGAAGCCGCACUGCUACAGCAGCUGGUCAGGAGCAUCGCACCAGUGGAGAUCGUGAGUGAGCUUCCUGUCAUUCAUUGAUUCAAAAUUUCCUUUAACUUAGGUCUUAUCCAAUGUAUGGCUCCUCCUAUAAACUCAAUCAUGGACUCACUUAAUUUGUCCCCGCGGGAAAUUAACCAAUUGAAGAUUGAUUUGAUUGCACAACAUUUUAAAAAUGUUACAUUUCCAUAUUAAAGGGGAAGUGCAGUCAAAAACGUGAUUUUCUUGUGUUUUACACUACCGUUCAAAAGUUUGGGGUCACUUAGACAUUUCCUUGUUUUCCAUGAAAACAUACAUGAAAUGGGUUUGAAUAGGAAAUAUAGCAAAAUGCUUAGGAAAUGUAGUCAUUGACAAGGUUAGAAAUAAUGUUUCUUAAUAUAAAUAAUAAUUGUGUCCUUCAAACUUUGCUUUCGUCAAAGAAUCCUCCAUUUGCAGCAAUUACAGCCUUGCAGACCUUUGGCAUUCUAGUUGUCAAUUUGUUGAGGUAAUCUGAAGAAAUUUCACCCUAUGCUUCCUGAAGCACCUCCCACAAGUUGGAUUGGCUUGAUGGGCACUUCUUAUGGUCAAGCUGCUCCCACAACAGCUCAAUAGGGUUGAGAUCCGGUGACUGUGCUGGCCACUCCAUUAUAGACAGAAUACCAGCUGACUGCUUCUUCCCUAAAUAGUUCUUGCAUAGUUUGGAGCUGUGCUUUGGGUCAUUGUCCUGUUGUAGGAGGAAAUUGGCUCCAAUCAAGCGCCGUCCACAGGGUAUGGCAUGGCGUUGCAAAAUGGAGUGAUAGCCUUCCUUCUUCAAGAUCCCUUUUACCCUGUACAAAUCUACACUUUACCACCACCAAAGCACCCCCAGACCAUCACAUUGCCUCCACCAUGCUUGACAGAUGGCAUCAAGCACUCUUCCAGCAUAUUUUCAUUUGGUCUGUGUCUCACAAAUGUUCUUCUUUGUGAUCUGAACACCUCAAACUUUUUUCCAAUCUUCCUCUGUCCAGUGUCUGUGUUCUUUUGCCUAUCUUAAUCUUUUCUUUUCAUUAGCCAGUCUGAGAUAUGGCUUUUUCUUUGCAACUCUGCCUAGAAGGUCAGCAUCUCGGAGUCGCCUGUUCACUGUUGACGUUGAGACUGGUGUUUUGCGGGUACUAUUUAAUGAAGCUGCCAGUUGAGGACCUGUGAGACGUCUGUUUCUCAAACUAGACACUCUAAUGUAUUUGUCCUCUUGCUCAGUUGUGCACCGGGGCCUCCCACUCCUCUUUCUAUUCUGGUUAGAGCCAGUUUGCGCUGUUCUGUGAAGGGAGUAGUACACAGCUUUGUACGAGAUCUUCAGUUUCUUGGCAAUUUCUUGUAUGGAAUAGCCUUAAUUUCUCAGAACAAGAAUAGACUGACGAGUUUCAGAAGAAUGUUAUUUGUUUCUAGCCAUUUUGAUUCUGUAAUCGAACCCACAAUUGCUGAUGCUCCAGAUACUCAACUAGUCUCAAGAAGGCCAGUUUUAUUACUUAUUUAAUCAGCACAACAGUUUUCGGCUGUGCUAACAUAAUUGCAAAAGGGUUUUCUAAUGAUCAAUUAGCCUUUUAAAAUGAUAAACUUGGAUUAGCAAACACAACGUGCCAUUGGAACACAGGACUGAUGGUGGCUGAUAAUGGGCCUCUGUACACCUAUGUAGAUAUUCCAUUAAAAAUCAGCCGUUUCCAGCUACAAUAGCCAUUUACAACAUUAACAAUGUCUACACUGUAUUUAUGAUCAAUUUGAUGUUAUUUUAAUGGACAAAAUAAUAUAUUUUCUUUUGAAAACAAGGACAUUUCUAAGUGACCCCAAACUUUUUAACGGUAGUGUAUAUACUGUACAUUUCCACACUAUGAGGUUGGAAUAAUACUGUGACAUUUUGAAAAUUAUGAUAAAACCCUUUUAGUGUAAGAGCUGUUUGAAAUGUUCGGCUGAAAUUUCAGCACGUUUUGCAUGGGUGGAGUUUUGGCCUCCCUGGUGACAUCACCAUGCGGUAUAAGUUAAAGUUAGCCUUGCAAAGCUACCUGAUCCCGCGAGCUUACAUUACAACUCUGCACAGAUAUGCAAUGUUUUAAUGCAAGCUCGAGGGAUCAGGUGGCUUUGCGAGGGCUAAGUUAAAGUAACUGUCCAGUGAAAAUCUCACAUUUAAAAGUUCAGAUUCUGUUAACUCAUACCCAAAUAAUGUUGUUGACUAAUCCUAUACUCGUAUUUGUGGCCAAAGCAUAAAUUGGAGGAAAAAAACACUUCAAAAACCCCACCUCAAACUUGUAUCUCAAACAGACCGUUUCAAAAUGGAUUGAGAUGAUAUCCAUGAGCUGGCCAAUCAGCGGUCUACUCGCAUGAAUAUUUUUUAUGACCGGUAUACGGCCUCACCAUUCCAACAAAGAAAGCUGAUUUUUAACAUACUUAAUUAUCAUUUUUUGUAAGGAAAACUAUUUAACUUAUAUUAUAAUUAAUAUAAUAUAUUUCAUAGAAAUCUGGAAACACUGGACAGUUACUUUAAUAGACCAACAACAAAUAAAGUUUCAAACCUCUCUGCCAAUAACAGCUAGUAUUAAGGUUACAUAUCCCUCCCAUUAUGCUCCUCCAAUUAGGUCCCUCACUCAAACCACUCCUAAACAGUCCUAGCAAAAUUAUUGCUUGAGAAAUAGCUUUUUGCUAAGAAGCUAUGUUUGUUUCUUUUUGACCAUUUUCAUUGAAAACAAUCACAGUAAGGUACUUAAUUGUUAACCAGAUAUGAUUUGAUAUUGAGAUAAAAACGGACGCAUUGGACCUUUGAGGAGUCCAUUAUCAUUCUCAAUGAAUUCUGAUUAUAUUGACAAUUGAUGUUAGUACAAAUGCCUUUCUGUAUGGGAAUGCUUACUGUUCAAUGUUUUACAUUCAAUGUUCUACUGCUUCUCUUGUCUCCAGGGUAACGACCCAACAGCGUUCUCGGUGCUAACCCAGGCUCUCACGGGUAAGAUGGCCUUCAUAGACGCUGAGUUCUGUGCUACGUGUGGAGAGAGGGGGGCAGAGAAGAGAUGCUCCCUCUGCAAAAUGGUAUGAAAACCACUUCCGACCUCCGACCUCCGAUACACAAGCACAGGGUUUCUCUCACUCAUUUCCCUCUUUAUUACUUUGGUUACACUUAAUAAUAACUUCCAUGAAUACACCAUUAGGAAUGCCUAUAAAUGCUUAAUAAAUGCUAAUAAAUGUUUCCUAUUACUACUACUACAGGUGACGUACUGUGGGUUGAUGUGUCAGCGACUCCACUGGUUCACCCAUAAGAAGAUCUGUAGAGGACUGCAGGAGAAGGAUGCCCCGAGACUGAGGGAGCUCAAUGGUAAACUACACACUCAUAUCUGUUGAAAACACAUAUAAUAGGCCUACUACAGCUAUACUACAGUGUACUAUAGUGCUCCAUACUUUUUAACCCAGGAAUUGGCUUAAUCUGGGUUUGGGAUACCAGCCUCUAUAGCCUACUUUACUACUGUAGCUUGUUACAUACUUGUAGCUUUGUGGCGCCCUCUAAGGUUAACUUUAGACUGUUUUCCCCCUCUCCUCUCUAUCCUGGGUCUAGAUGAAGAGAGUGACAUGGUGAAAGAGACAGCCAGCUUCCUGGCAGAGCUGUGUUUGAAGGCAGAGGAGCGCAUGGCGUCAUCAGGGUGUCCCGGUCCCUCAGCGCCAGACCAGCUGAACUGUCCCUCCACAUCCUCAGAGGGACCACCAUCCUGCAACCAGGAAUGAGAGGGACUGCUAGUGUUCUUUUCUACUGGGUAGUUAAUUGGUUAAUUGAUUAAUGUUACUGAUUGGCCAG
Molecule: messenger RNA, 13239 nt
Organism: Coregonus sp. 'balchen'
Lineage: Eukaryota; Metazoa; Chordata; Actinopteri; Salmoniformes; Salmonidae
Source: the annotation of a GenBank genome assembly